This is a messenger RNA of Rodentolepis nana, 1350 nucleotides long. NCBI's taxonomy places the organism in Eukaryota, Metazoa, Platyhelminthes, Cestoda, Cyclophyllidea, Hymenolepididae. The record is from the annotation of a GenBank genome assembly.
AUGUCUUUAAAAGAAAUACGAAAUUUGUCAGUUCUAAUGCGAACUUUGGGUUAUCCUCGUCCUAUUUCUUCAGAGCACUUUACCGCCCCAAAUUUCCCUCUUGUCGCUGAAAUACUCUAUUGGCUUUCUCAAUGCUUGGAUUCCAACUUUGAUAUAUCAAGGUGCAUUGAUUCAGAACAAGAACGAAUCACUUUCAUUAACUCUAUAGUGCAAUUUUUUUCUAAUAAAACAUCCACGAAACUAAAUCCUAAAAGACUUUAUGAAGGAAAUGUACAUUCAGUAAAGGAGAUAUUAAAAUUGGCCAAGGUACUCUACUCUGCUCUCAAAUUGAAUAAAGCAGUGGAUACUGGUAAUGAUGGGGAUCUGAUUUUGUCGGAAGCGCUUAAACAACCCCAGCUUAUUCGUUCCUUAGCUGGUCAGUUAACUUCUUUAGGCUCCUCAUUAAAAUCCCUUGUGUCCAAAGAGACUGAUUUUCGUAAAAGUCGAAAAGAAGCUAUUGAACGACAUCUUGAUGUUGAGUGGGUUGAAAAGUGUCUCAAUGAUGCCACUGAUAUUAUUUUGGGAGAAGUUUCGAAUUUAGAAAAGGAUCUCUCUAAUAUCAAGGAAGAUGAAAAAGCCCUUGACGAAAAAAUAGAAAAGCGACGACAUGAAUUAGGAAGAAAUAAAAUACGCCUUUCCACUCUUAAAUCUGUUCGUCCUACUUAUAUGGAUGAAUAUGAACAAUUGGAGGAAGAGCUGAAAAUUCAUUACGAAACUUAUUUGGAUCAUUUUCGUAAUAUUUCUUAUUUGGAAAGUUUAAGAGAAGAAAACUCUUUGUCUGAUGAUGUGGGUGAAAAUAAUGUGGAUACCAUUAACAAAUCUACUGCUGGAGAGGGAGUAGGUGAACUGUUGCCAAAUAUCGACACUAAUUUCAGUAGAAAUGCCUUUUAUGUGAAAAAUCGAUCAGUUUCACUUCGGAAUUUUGAAGAUAAUAAAUCAGAAAGUAACUCCAUUUCCGAUCGGACAGAACCAGAAGAUUCAAUCACCAACGACGGUGAAGCCUACAACAGACAUGACUAUAGUUUUUCUGAAGAUUACGAUUUCGUUAAAGGUUUGAGUGUGGUUGGACAUGGCUACAGGAUGGAUGGUGAUUGGACUCCAGGCAAAUCUGGAGAUAAGGAUGAGGUCAUUUCAUGCAUUGCAUUUACAAGAGACGGAGAGAUAAGUCACUAUGAUAUUGAAGAAGCCUUUGCAGAAGUUCUAGCUGAAACAAAUAAACUUGCGGAGGAAAUUGAAAAUGAGCAGAAAGCUAAUCGAAUGAUAACGAAUCUGAAUACCCAGAGUCUGGAUGAGCUCUCGACACUAGAAUAA